This is a messenger RNA of Manihot esculenta (cassava), 2443 nucleotides long. Its product is annotated as ankyrin repeat-containing protein ITN1. Gene Ontology annotation, molecular function: protein binding. The transcript is spliced from 7 exons. NCBI's taxonomy places the organism in Eukaryota, Viridiplantae, Streptophyta, Magnoliopsida, Malpighiales, Euphorbiaceae. Bases 86 to 2221 code for a protein of 711 amino acids. The record is from RefSeq and is a predicted model, not a curated record.
AUAAGUGCCACUUGCAUUCCAUACUUUGCAUUGGAAAGUCAAUUAGCAAUAAGCUUCUCAAAAUCCAAGAGACCUCAAAUUUGUGAUGGAAGGAACAAAUAAAAGUUCAUCAUUAAGUGGAUUUAUAGUGAAUGAGAAGAGGACAGAAGCCAAUUUUGAUAGUUGGAAAGAAUGCUUGAAAAACUACUUAAUUGGGCAAGGCUUAUGGGAUGUUGUUAGUGGAAAAUAUGUUGAACCUAGCACAAAUGUUUCCAACUAUAUGGAUUGGGAGAAGAAGAAUUCCUUAGCUUUACAUGCUAUACAAAUUUCAUGUGAUGAAAUUAUAUUUUCAAAUUUGAUGAUGAAAGAUCCAGCCAAAAUUAAGUCUGCUAAAUUUGUGUGGGAUCAUUUGGCUGAAAGACAAGUUAAAGUCAUGCGCUACGAUAAAGAAGACACAAGAAAAAUCCUUAAACACAACGCCUUAUACAUGGCUGUGGAGAAAGGUGAAUGGGCAACAGUAAAAAGAUUAUUGUCAAGAAACCCUAAUGAUGUAAGAGCAAAAAUAACAUUGAUUGGCCAAACAGCUCUUCAUGUAGCUGUUUCAGCUGGAAAAUCUGAUAUUGUGAAAGAGCUUGUCAAGAUAAUGACCAAAGAAGAUUUGGAAAUUGAAAAUCAUUUUGGGAACACAGCCUUUGCUCUUGCUGCUAUGAAUGGAUCCACAGACAUGGCAGAAAUCAUGUUGGAAAAGAAUAAAGAUUUGAUUGAAAUAAAAAAUAAAUACAAUAGACAGUUACCAGUUGUUACAGCUUCUUUAUACAGUAAUAGAGAAAUUGUUGGCUUCCUCUUGGAUAAUACUCCCUUUGAAGUUCUUGCUCCACACGAAAAUGACAAGAAUGGUGCCACACUUCUCAAUUGUUUGAUUGCUGAUGAAAUCUACGAUUUGGCAUUGAUUCUUCUCAAAAGAUAUCCAAGGCUUGCUUUUAUUGAAGAUAUCCAUAAGAACUACACCAUCACAUUGUUGGCUAAUAAGCAUUCAGCAUUUCUAAGUGGAAGCAAGCUUAAAUUUUGGCAGCGAUGGCUCUACUCAUGUAUUCGAGAAGAAAAUGAGUUGCCUUCUCAAGAGGCAAGUGAUGAGGAGAAUGUGUAUAAGCCCUAUUGGCCAUACUCAAGUCAGAAGGGAUUCAUACUGCAAAGAACUAAAAGCUUAAGAGAAUUAAAGUCAAAACAUGCCAAAGCAAGACAACUCCUGGAGUUGAUUUUCAAGGAAAUGCCAAGAUUAAGCAAUGAAGAGCUUGAGAAAGUUGGGUUGCAUCAAGUAAUCUAUGAUGCAAUCAAGUGUGGUUUAAUUGAAUUUAUUCAAGAUCUAAUCCACUCUAAUCCUGAUGUAAUAUGGUGGGCUGAUCAAAAGGGAAGAACACUAUUUUCUUAUGCAAUCAUACUUCGCCAAGAAAAAAUCUUCAACAUAAUUUAUGAAUUGGGUACAAAGAUGCAUACAAUUGUGAUUUGGAGAGAUGUGUUUAACAACAAUUUUUUGCAUUUGGCUGCCAAGUUGCCACCUUCCUCUCAACUUGAUCGACUUCCUGGUGCAGCUCUACAAAUGCAAAAAGAACUACAAUGGUUUAAGGAGAUAGAGGAACUCGUACCAUCAAAGUACAAGGAGAGAGUGAAUGAAAAUGGAGAAACACCAAGUGCAUUAUUUGUCAAGGAGCAUAGUGAAUUGGUGAAAGAAGGUGAAAGAUGGAUAAAAAACACAGUAGCACAAUGUAUGGCUGUAGCCAUUCUUGUUGCUAGUGUGAUGGUUACUUCAACAUUUCAAUUUCCAGGUGGAAAUGAUGAAAAUGGAUUUCCUAAAUUGUUAAGCUAUGAUCCAUUCUUAGCUUUUUCAAUUUCAAAUGCAUUAUCAUUGUUCUCUGCUAGUACUUCUGUGCUAAUUUUCCUUGGGAUUCUCGCUUCACGAUAUGCACAGGAAGAUUUUCUUGAAACCUUACCCAGAAAAUUGAUAUUUGGUCUUUCAUCUCUUUUCUUCUCUACCUUAACCAUGAUGAUAGCUUUUGGUUUUAGCAUUUUUAUCUUUGAAGAAAAGAAAUCAUCUAUCCUUGCAAUUCCACUCAGUAUUCUUUCCUUCAUACCAGUUGUUUUCUUUAUAUUCGUUCUAUUUCCUCUCCUUUUUCAAAUGGUCAUUCACAAACACAAACGCCUUAGCUUCUUUGGCAAACCCAAAAGAUCAGCCAAUUAUAUCUAAAGGAAAUUGCAUGAAUUGGGCUUGCCUUGCUUAGCAAUCUUGUGGAACAUUUGAUUAUUUAUGUCAAUAAUACCGAAUAAUGUAAUUUUCUUAUCUGUCGUGUUAUCUGUCGAAGGAAAUAAAAGAGAAUCUAACACUUCUAUUAUAUUUUCAAACAUAUCUUGUCAACUUUCGGUGAAUGUCAAAUAUAUAGUAAUAUAAUCAAAUUUACUAGUUAAUUUU